Daktulosphaira vitifoliae (grape phylloxera) is the source of this 5379-nucleotide messenger RNA. Its product is annotated as Ca(2+)/calmodulin-responsive adenylate cyclase-like. The transcript is spliced from 24 exons. Gene Ontology annotation, biological process: adenylate cyclase-activating G protein-coupled receptor signaling pathway; cAMP biosynthetic process; intracellular signal transduction. NCBI's taxonomy places the organism in Eukaryota, Metazoa, Arthropoda, Insecta, Hemiptera, Phylloxeridae. The record is from RefSeq and is a predicted model, not a curated record. The coding region runs from base 245 to 5224 and encodes 1659 amino acids. Gene Ontology annotation, cellular component: plasma membrane. Gene Ontology annotation, molecular function: adenylate cyclase activity.
GAACGAUUCAUAUUUCGUUCAGGUAUGUCAUUUUUAUUUCGGUCUCUUAUGUCACUUUUUGCUACGUGAAAUUAUGAUUAAAUUUAAGUAUAUUGAAAAUAAAUAAAUAAAUAUUGUUUUGUUUUAUAUUGUGCGUUAUGUGGAAUAUUUAUAAAGUAUAAUAAUUUUUAGUUCAGUAGCAGUAUUAUGUAAAAAUUUAAUUAAAAAUGUCGGAUAAAUGAAAUAGGUAUUAUAUUUUUGAGGAAUGGAUCACAGGGUUAAAGCCAUGAGCAGGCAACGACAUAGGUUACCUUGGUGGACACCUAGAGAUUGUCGUUUUGAAAACCCUGAGCUUGAAGCACUUUACCAACAAUACGUUUCUAAACUUCAUCAAUCAUGCGUUACAAAUGUAAUCGCAUUAAUGGCAAUCCUUACCCUUAUCCUAGCCAUCAUUAGUGCAAUAUAUAAUCAAACUCUGACGAUUAACAAUGUUUACUACUUUUUUAAUACUUUUAUAUUUAUUAUAUUAAUGAUUUUUCUCAACACCAAGUACAUGCAUAAAUCUUACUUACAUUUGAUUUGCUGCAUUCUAUUAUGUUUUUUCAUAAUGUUUUCUCUAGUCUCAUUUCCUAUUGGAAAUCCUUUUUAUAAGAUCUUACCUUUUACAAAAUUUGAAUCUCAUCAGGUAAUUGCCGAAGGUAUUUGGCAAAUCUCUUUUGUAACGUUCCUCACAUAUACAAUGAUGCCUUUAAAAACAUCUAUUGUUUUUUCUUUUGGGCUGGCAUUGCCUAUUAUACAUCUCACCAUAUCAGUAAUAUUUGCUCACACAUUUCAAAAGUAUACAAUUCAACAGACUAUUUCAAAUAUUGUAGUUUUGACAUGUAUUAAUAUAAUAGGAUUAAUAUUACAUAUACUUAUGGAACAAGCACAACGUCGUGUAUUUUUGGAUACGAGAAACUGUAUUGCUGCAAGACUUGAUAUGGAAGAUGAAAAUGAAAAAUUAGAAAGAUUGUUGUUGUCAGUACUUCCACAACAUGUAGCUUUAGAAAUGAAAAAUGAUAUAAUGUCCCCAGUAGAGGGUCAAUUCCAUAAAAUUUACAUACAACGCCAUGACAAUGUCAGUAUUUUAUUCGCAGACAUAGUUGGUUUUACAGUUCUAGCAUCACAGUGUUGUGCUCAACAAUUAGUUAGGCUACUUAAUGAACUAUUUGGUAGAUUUGAUCAAUUAGCUAAUCAUAAUCAUUGUUUACGUAUAAGAAUACUUGGAGAUUGUUAUUAUUGUGUAUCUGGAUUACCUGAAUCACGAUCAGAUCAUGCUAAGUGUGCUGUAAAUAUGGGACUUGAUAUGAUUGAUGCUAUUUCUCGAGUGGUUGAAGCUACUGAUGUAGUCUUAAACAUGAGAGUUGGAAUUCAUUCUGGACGAGUAUUAUGUGGAGUACUUGGUCUAAAAAAAUGGCAGUAUGAUGUUUGGUCUAAUGAUGUAACAUUAGCUAAUAAUAUGGAAGCCGGUGGAGAACCAGGACGUGUUCAUAUUACACAAACAACAUUAGAUUGUUUAGAUGGAGAAUAUGAAGUUGAACCAGGGCAUGGUAGUACACGUAAUAAAUACUUAAGGGAUAAUAAUGUAACAACUUACUUUAUUGUUCCACCUUCUCGUAGGAGAAAACCACUUAUAAUGAAUCCACAAAGUAAUUUUACUGCUAGAGAAGGUAAAAAAAUAACAUUUAAAAAUGUUUCGAAUGUUGUCAUACAACUGCUUCACUCAAUUAAAUAUUCAGUUGAAGCUCCUUUCAGUAAUAUUACAACACCAAUGACUUCAGAUACAAAUAUAGUGUCUUCAUCAAAACAUAAAGUUACUGAUAAGCUAAAAAGACCAUUUAAGAAACGUCAUUCUAGUGUUUACCACCAACCAACAAAUAGAAUAAAUAAGUACUUAAAUCAAGCUAUUGAAGCACGUAGUAUAGAUAGAGAAAAAGAAGCUCAAGCUAAUUUAGUAACAUUAUGUUUUAAAGAUAGGCAUAAGGAGACUUUGUAUCAAUUAGAUGGUUCAAAUAUAGGAUUUGCAAGCUCAUUGGUUACCAAUUUACUUAUUGUUAUUGUAAUUGCUUGCCUACAUGCUAUCAUACUACCAAGAACAGUUAUUUUGUUACUUUUAUUUUUGACUGCCUUUGUUUGGAAUGCUGUUGUUUUAAUGGUUGUAUUAGCCGUUCGCUUGAGAUGGAUUAUGUGGGAUAUAUCACAAUGCUUUUUGUUACGUUUAGCAAUAAAUGUUUUUACAGUGUUACUUGUUUAUAUUGUUGCUCAAGUCAAUGUGUUUACUUGUCGAAUGGAUACUUCUUGCAAUGGUUUAGUAAAUGUAUCAUCUACUGAAGCUAUGAUACUUAGUGUAUCAGAUCACCGUGCUUGCCCUUUACCACAAUAUGUUGUUUUAUCAUGUUGUUUAGGAUACUUAUCUGUAGCUGUAUUUUUGCGGCUUCCUAUUUUAAUCAAAUGUUUUCUGGUCAGUGUCAUGGCUCUCAUGUAUAUUCUUUUUAUUCAGUAUACACAUCGACAUUUGUUUUCAUGCUAUGAUAUCACAAUCAAAAAUGCUGUUCCUUUACACAUAACAAGUAUUGUGUUUGUCAUCAUGUUUAUGUUAGCUAUUAUUAUUCAUGGUAGGCAAGUGGAAUGGACAACACGUUUAGAUUUUCUAUGGAAAAUACAGGCUAAAGAAGAAAAGAAAGAAAUGGAGUUAUUACAAAAUAGCAAUAAAAGAAUAUUGUAUAAUUUGCUACCAGCACAUGUAGCAGCUUAUUUUUUAGAAAAUCAAUUUAAAAACAAUAUUCAUGGUAUACACGACCUUUAUCAUCAUAGUUACAAUAAAGUUGGAGUUAUGUUUGCAUCAAUUACAAAUUAUCACGAAUUCUAUAUAGAGUUAGAUGGAAAUAAUCAAGGUGUUGAAUGUUUAAGAUUGUUAAAUGAAAUCAUUGCAGAUUUUGAUGAGCUUUUAGAAGAUAAUAAUUUCCAAGCUAUUGAUAAAAUUAAAACAGUUGGAUCAACUUAUAUGGCGGCUGUAGGAUUAAUGCCUGAACACAGUAUUUCAGAUAAUGAAGCCAUGUCAGCUGUUCAUUAUUUAACUGUUUUAAUAGAAUUUGUUUUUGCUAUGAGGGAAAAACUUGUUUAUAUUAAUGAUAACUCUUAUAAUAAUUUUAUGCUUAGAGUGGGAAUAAAUAUUGGACCUGUUGUUGCUGGAGUAAUUGGAGCUCGAAAACCUCAGUAUGACAUUUGGGGAAACACAGUUAAUGUGGCAAGUCGUAUGGACUCAACUGGUCUUCCAAAUCACACUCAAGUGACUGAGGAGGUGUACCAAAUAUUAAAAAAUGAGUCAUAUGUUUUCCAAUGUAGAGGAAAUGUCAAAGUCAAAGGAAAGGGAGAUAUGACUACUUAUUUUUUGACUGACAGAAAAAAAAUUUCUAGUGUGAAUUCAAUUCAAUCUACUUGUACCAGAAAUGAAUUGACUCAAACUUUGUAUGGUGGUGUACCUACUCCUUUGUGUUCAUUAAAUGUCCCACCUAGACCUUAUAAAAUGCUUAGACCAACUAUGAAUCGAUUACGCCCAUUAAACCAUAAUAAAGAAAGCAUGCCACCAGAAUGUCACUUAUUACUUCCUACAGGCAGCAGUAACAGCAAUAGUUUUGGUAAAAAGAGUAACAAUAUAUAUAACUAUCAACAUAUUUCACCAGUUAUGUUAUCUCCUAAGUUACCACAACACAAAGGACUCACAAAAGUUUUUCCUCCAUCAACUGCUCAAUAUUCUCCGUGGAAGCCAUCAUCAACUCUUAGCAAUGAAAAUAAAUGGCAACAAAAUAUAAAGCCUUACUUGAAACCUCUACCAAAGCCCCCAUCAAGUAGUAAUAUUAGUAAUCAUGGAACAAACACAUUACUUGCUUCUAAAAAUAAAUUACGGGAUUAUAGUCAAUCUAACACCAAUGGUGCUAUUCAAUGUUCUUCAUUAAGCUCUCUAAAUCGAUCUCUUACAUCUAGCUCAUCAUCAGAUGAAAGCUAUAGCCGUACAACUACUGACGCUUCUCCUUCACCAUCACCACCACCUACAUCAGUUCCUACACCAAGCAAAUGGCUUUUUUCAUCUGACAUUAAUUUAGAUUUAUCAGAGCCUGAAAAUGAUUGCAAUAAUAGUUUAAAUGGAGUUGAAAAUAUCAAAUUUAAUAGCUUUACCAAUAAUAAAACAAGUAGAAGUCAAUCAUUUAAUGAUAAUAGUAGCUGUAAACAUAGCAAAGACUCCUCAUUGAAUAAAAAAGAUGAAACUACUAAUACUGAUCAACAACUAGCAGAAAUAAACUCUAAUAGUACAAAAUUAUCAAAAAAGAAUGCAAGUUGUCAAAAUGAAAUUUUAGAUACAAUAUCUGUAGAUGCUGACAAUAAUCAGUCUGAUUUUACUAAUAAAAUCCAGAGAAUUCUUGCUGAUCAGCCAUGUCAAAAUAUUAAAAACAUGAGCAAUACUAGUGAUUUAGAUUCAACUAUUACUGAAGAAAAACAAGAAGAUAAUUAUCAAGUGAUUAUUGAUAUCUCCAAUGAAAUUGAGCAAUCAGAUAAUCUUUUGAGUGAAGAUUUAUUAAAAUCCAAACUAUUUGAAAAAAAAGAAAGAGAAAUUAUGGAAGAAGUUAAACGACAAGAAGCCGAAGUUAGGAGAAUGUUAGAGGAAAGUGCUUGUCAAUUAGGAAUUUCAGAGUCUGAAUGGAGCGAUGAAGAAGAAGCUUCUGAACCACUUUUAGAUAAAGACAGUACAGGAUAUACAACUGAUGAUCCAGCAUUAGAAAAUAUUUCUAUUAUGAAUGACACGGGUCUAACAGAUGCAGAAGGUGCUCUGAGUGAUGUCAAUUCUAUGUUCGAGGGAAUUGUUGACUUUAGUAGACAUCAUCGUAGUGGUUAUAGAGGAGAUGAUGAAGAUGAUCACACUAGUAUAUCAUCAAGAGCCUCUAGUAGGAAUUUCGAGUCAGAAGGCUGUUUUUUCCAAGAUAAUGAUGGUAUUGCAUAUUACUCACAAUAUCCUCAUAAUGCUCACAACUGUAAAAGGUAUAAUGGAUUACCAUUUAAUUCUCUUGGGCAUGAGCGACAAAGUAUGGAUUCUAAUAUUUUAACAGAACCAGAACUGUUGAACAUAAUGUCUGUGUCAGAAUUAUCAGAUGGAUAUUCAGAUAACUACAAUAAACCCACAGGUGCUAAUGAUACUGAUAGCGAUGUGUAGAUGACACUUAUUGUAAAACUAUUAAUAUUAAUUAUUUAUUUAAUGUUUUUAUUUUAUAUAAUAUUUUUAAAAAUAUAAAAAAGAUUUAUACUUAAAAGGAAAUAAAAUAAUAAUACAUCACAAAAAAUUAAAAUAAAAUAAUUUUAUUGUUUAAC